CAUACCUUUUCAAGAAUGAGAAUUUCUAUACUACAUAAAGUCUUUCUAGGAUAUCAGAGAAAGUAUUCGACCUGUCAAGAUAAACAAAUAUGGGAAAUUAUGAAGAAUUCUUUGGAUGGAUACAGAGAUAUUUGGUUUAUGCCUCUUCGCCUGCAAGAUUUCAUGUUAGGGGCGAAUUUUUUACAUGCAUCUUUGGAUGUUGAUCAGUAUUUUAGAGAUUUAUGUAUCGAAGAUUUUCGAGAUCCACAAACAGUAACAAACAAUGACACACAUCCAAGAAUUGUGAAACCAUACCUAAUUCCAUUCAAAUCAUUGUUUCAUAGCGGAUUUGAUGCUUUACAAAAGAAAAUUGAUAAAAGUCACAUUGAUUCAUCCUUGCUCUCAUAUGCAACUGAAACACUUGUUUCUGGGUUUUUAUAUAGAAAAGACUAUCAUGAAAGCUGUCUUCAAGCUGUUUUACGAUUACAGAAUGAAGGCCAUAUUAGUGUUAUUAUGUCGAAUCACUUGUUCUCAAGAUUGACUGCAAACUUUGGAAGAAAUCAUUUUGUGACAAAUAAAAAACUGAGCAAAUGGGAUCUUGUUACUUGUCCUUGUUCUAGGAACUGUGGAGAGGAAAUAGUUUAUGAUAAUAUUGGAAUAGGAAGUGAGUAUUUAUGGUAUGGAUGUCCAGACAUAAUGAUGCUUCCCUAUGGUGGAGUAUGUGGUAUUGUAGUACCAGAAGAUUCAAGUAGCGAGGACAAUGAAUUAAGUUCCAAUCUUGAAACAAAUCUGAAAACAUUUGUAGAGUACAGAGACACUUCAUCUCUUCGUGGAGAAAAUACUGUAGAAAGGAUAAUAUCUAUGGCCAUUACAUUUUCUAUGUUUCAAAAAAUUUCAAAACCAAUAUUAAAUCUUGAACAGACUCAAUCAACUUCCAUGGUUCCAAUAAUUGCUGCCAAUGCAAGACAUUUUGACAUUUAUUUGUACGAUUCCAAGUAUGAUAUUCUUUUGCGUAAUAAUGGACCACCUAUUCCAUUGUGGGAGGAUGAAACAAUAAGAAAAAUUCCUGCAAAAUUAAACCUAUCGUCAGUUCUACAACUUUGGAUGACCAUUAAUUAUUUAUCGAUGCAAAUGCAGCUUAGAAAAGAGGACACUGUGAUUUUGUCUGGAAGUUGUGGCUUCCUCUCAAAAUUGACAAAGGACAAAUUAGAGGAUAUUGAAGCAACAUUACAGAUGGCAAAAUGGUUUUAUCCACCAGAGAAAAAAGAAUUUGAAUUGCACUUCCAAACUCUUUCCCCCUGAAAUAUAUGCAUCAUCAAUCAAAGUCAAACCAAAUAAUAAAAUCAUUAAAUGCAAUUUCAAACAUCAUUUCUUUUAAAGAUGGAAGGAUACUGUUUCAUAUCAUUGGCACUUUAUCUAAAAAGUAAAAACUGUUUUUAAAAAUGCACAUUAUCAGACCAAUACAUACUGUUGAUGCUCUAGAUUUGAGUAAAGAGUGACAAAUCUUUUGAUGAUGUUAAUCAUCCAGUUUAGAUCAGUCAUUGCUUUCUUAUGACAAAUAUCAACUGAUUAUUGCAUAUUGAAAUACUUGUAGAUAUAUAUGAAUGUUGAAUAUAAAAAUGUAAUUCUUGGUUCAA
Messenger RNA from Mytilus californianus (California mussel), 1616 nucleotides. RefSeq lists its product as uncharacterized. NCBI's taxonomy places the organism in Eukaryota, Metazoa, Mollusca, Bivalvia, Mytilida, Mytilidae. The record is from RefSeq and is a predicted model, not a curated record. The transcript has 3 exons. Bases 16 to 1281 code for a protein of 421 amino acids.